AGCCGAGCUUAUAGACGCUUAUUUUCAUGCGAGAAGAAAAUUUGUAAAUAACACAGUGAAUGCGAGAAUCAGCGCUGAAAUUCUGUUUAUUCCAUGUGUUUUGCUAUUAUGUCAUUUAAUUUUGUUGUUCAUUUGUGUUUAUAAAAUUGCUGUUCACGGUAACGGAUUCAUCUGAUGACGAGCAUUUUGCUUCUCCUAGUGUGAUUAAUGCAAUUAUUAACACAAAAGAGUUUGGAAAACAUCCAAUUACACUAAAAAGGAAUGAAUUUGGUGAAUUUCAUCAUUUAUAUUAUAUAAUGAUUUAAGAAAAUAUCCAGCUAAAUUUCAACAAUAUACCCGAAUGAAAAUUGAAACAUUUGAUUACAUUCUGGACAAGAUAGGUGUGAAACUAAACAAAAACUGGAAAAAUUUUAUUAAGGUGCCAAUAACUUCUUGCGAAAGAUUGAUAGUGACUCUGAGGUAAAAAACACAACUGCACUCUAAAAAGUAAACAUCAACAAUGCAAAAAAGCGCGCAAAACGCUUUGAAACUGUUUUCUCGCACUCAUCGGUUUUGCUCUCUGGUCUUGUCGGCGUUCACUGUGUUAUACACAAGCUUAUUUGUAUUGACUUGUAUGUAAUCAGUUUUAUCGCACUGACAAUCUCGGCUCGGCUUUCACCGCUCACUCUGGUCGCACCCUAAAGCAAAUUAUAGUUAAUUUAAAAUAUAUUUUGUGGAACCUGAGUAUAGUAAAUUUUUUUGAAAACAAAUUAAACUUAAAUUGUAAGGCACUUAAAUAAGAAUUCGUAUUAAAAAUUUUUGUUUUCUAGAUAAAUAUUCACACUUGCUUUGAGUUUGCCUUAUCUUUAUAAACAACCUUCACCGGAAUUUGUUCUAUUCAACCAAGUCUAUAAGUUCACUGCCUGUUAUCGGAAAUGCAGCUUAUCGGUCAAACAAAAUCGAAGAUAACAGCAUCCAGCAUUGAUAGUUUAAAUGGCAACGAACUAUAUUGAAACUAGUAAAGCAACUACAGCCUCAAAACUUGAUUGCGACCUUCAAUUCUCCUAAAUAUAAGUGCUCCGAAAUAUCCAGAGACAUUAGAAAGCAGCCACCACGAGUGUGAGAUACUCAUUUAAUUGAAGACGUUAUUUUCUAGCUUUUAAAUAUGUAUACAAACUUUGGAAAAACUAUAUUUCUUUUCCUGUUCAUCAAACAUAUUCGUGCUGAGUCCUUCAAGGAGUGCAAACAUGCGAUCGAUGGUACUUUUGUGGCUAUUGAAAAUAAUUGUUUAGCCUACAUUUACUGCAUGGGUGAUAACUCAUUCACUGACUUAUGCCCGGCUGGCACUUAUUUCGACCAACAACAACAGCAAUGUACCGACGAUACUUCCUUCAAGUGUUCAAACUAUACAGCAGCUAUCAUUGGCGUAGUGGAGCAACAGAGCGAAUCUGCACAGCAGCAGUCUACGAUAUUAGCAACGCUACAGCACAACACGGCAAAUACGCUUAGUAGUGUCCUAACAACAGAAGCAACCGAUGCAUUAAGCAGUGAGACGCGGCCAAACAUCAUGCCGCAGCGGCCACACUGCAAGCCCACUGUAGAUGAGUACUUCCCCCACCGACUACGUUGUGAAUACUAUUAUAGAUGUGCGCGUGGUUAUUUGAGUAUUUUGCGCUGCAACUUUGGGUAUGGCUGGGACUUUUUGCGAGAGAAGUGCUUGCCUCUAAAGGAGGCACAGUGCUAUAGGGUCGCUGAGACGCUUGUUUUUAAGUUUUAAAUAGUUUUUUUUUGUAAAUUGUGGUUUGAGUGUUUUGCUUAAUUUUUAAAUACGCGCGUGUGUGUAUGUGUAGUUCUUUUUCAUUUUGCUCGAAAGUAUGAAAAUCAUUUCAUCAGCUCUCUUAAAUGCUCACAUAAAAAGAAAAUCGAGAAAUUGGAUGAAGUGAAAUUUUUGAAUUUCACUCCCUUUUUUAACAAUUUAAUAAUAAGAAACAUUUUAUUUUGA
Messenger RNA from Anastrepha ludens (Mexican fruit fly), 1981 nucleotides. RefSeq names its product probable chitinase 10. The coding region runs from base 1145 to 1756 and encodes 203 amino acids. The record is from RefSeq and is a predicted model, not a curated record. The transcript has a single exon. Gene Ontology annotation, cellular component: extracellular region. Lineage: Eukaryota; Metazoa; Arthropoda; Insecta; Diptera; Tephritidae. Gene Ontology annotation, molecular function: chitin binding.